Messenger RNA from Rhinocladiella mackenziei CBS 650.93, 630 nucleotides. RefSeq lists its product as uncharacterized. The coding region runs from base 1 to 630 and encodes 209 amino acids. The record is from RefSeq and is a predicted model, not a curated record. Gene Ontology annotation, biological process: cellular response to oxidative stress. The transcript has a single exon. NCBI's taxonomy places the organism in Eukaryota, Fungi, Ascomycota, Eurotiomycetes, Chaetothyriales, Herpotrichiellaceae.
AUGGCUUCCAAAACGUCCCUUCUCUCAGCCAUAGCAAACCGACGUACAAUCUACGACCUCACAGCCACCUCCCCGAUCCCAGACUCGCGCAUCAUCGACAUCGUGCAGCACAUCACCCUCCAUGUCCCCUCCCCCUUUAACAGCCAAUCCGCCCGAUUCCUCAUCCUGCUGCGCGAAGAGCACCAACGGCUCUGGGACCAGGCGCGUUCCAUCAUGUCGCAGGUUCUCCCCGAGACCGUGUUCACGACGUACUUUGCUCCCAUGAUAGCCAAGUACCGCGGAGGCUACGGCACGAUCUUGUGCUUCGAGGACCAAGCUACCGUGGCAGCCCUGGCGAAGCAGUACGACGGUAUCAUUCCGCAGGACAAGUUCCAGCAGUGGAGCGAGCAUAGUGCCGGCAUGCAUCAGUUUGCAUUGUGGUGUGCGCUGGAGGCGGAGGAGCUGGGCGCCAAUUUACAGCACUAUAAUCCGAAUAUCGACGGUAUGGUCCGACAGACUUGGAGCGUGAGUCCAGACUGGGCGUUGAAGGCGCAGCUGGUGUUUGGGACACCGGCGGAUGAUGCCCGGAACAACUUGAAAGAAAAGGAGGUCAAGCCGCUGGAGGAGAGAGUGCUGGUGAAAGGUACCUAG